Messenger RNA from Fomitopsis serialis, 270 nucleotides. RefSeq lists its product as uncharacterized. The transcript has 2 exons. The record is from RefSeq and is a predicted model, not a curated record. The annotation marks the transcript as partial. Lineage: Eukaryota; Fungi; Basidiomycota; Agaricomycetes; Polyporales; Fomitopsidaceae.
CCACAUGCAAGUGGCGGGUGUGCGGACAUUUAUCGGGGAAGGUGGAAGAGGCAGGUUGUCGGGAUUAAGGCUCUGAGGCUUUCAGUCGUGAGUCUUCUAUACGCUAAGGAGGCGACGAUCUGGAGGCGUCUAGCGCAUCCGAAUAUUACACCCUUCUACGGAAUCGAUACUGAACACUUCAAGAUUAGUAUGGUAUAUAAAUGGAUGGCGCACGGCAUAUCAUCGAGUUUUUGGGCACAGUUCGAGAAGCCAGCCGCCCACAUUUGGUGA